ACUGCCCAACCGUCUCACUGUUGCGUCAAUUGCCAUCGCAUGGCCGGGGCAAGCGCGCAGCCCGCGUGGGCGCAGGCGCUCGCGGCGGUGGGCCUCCUCGUCGCGUCGCGCGCCGCGGUGCGUCUAGCGCUGUGGCUCUACGCGGCCUUCCUCCGCCCUGCCAAGCCGCUGCGCCGCCGCUACGGCGCCUGGGCCGUCGUCACGGGCCCCACGGACGGCAUCGGACGCGCGCUCGCCUUUGAGCUCGCGGCCGCGGGGCUCAGCCUCGUCCUCGUCGGCCGCAGCCCUGAUAAGCUCGCCGCGGUCUCCAAAGAGGUCAGGGCCAGGCACCCCGGCGCUGGGGUGCGCACCUUCGUCCUCGACUUCGCCGCAGACGGGCUCGCUGCCAACGUGGCGGCCCUCGCUGAGUCCAUCCGGGGCCUCGACGUCGGCGUGCUCGUCAAUAACGCCGGCCACUGCUACCCGUACGCGCGUUACUUCCAUGAGGUUGACGAGGCGCUCACGAGGAACCUGAUACGCCUCAACGUCGAGGCUCUCACGCGGAUGACGCACGCCGUGCUCCCUGGCAUGGUGCAGCGCAAGCGGGGCGCCGUGGUGAACAUCGGGUCCGGCGCCGCCACCAUCCUGCCGUCCGACCCGCUCUACGCCGUCUACGCUGCCACCAAGGCAUAUGUCGAUCAAUUCUCACGAAGCCUAUAUGUUGAGUACAGGAACAAAGGUAUCGACGUGCAAUGCCAGGCACCCUGGUACGUUGCGACGAAAAUGGCCUCGAUCAGGCAGGCGUCCUUGUUUGCCCCGUCACCGGAGACGUAUGCCCGUGCCGCCGUGCGCUACAUUGGGUAUGAGCCCCGGUGCACGCCUUACUGGGCGCACGCCCUCGUGUGGUUCCUCUUCACGGUCGUCCCUGAGCCCAUCGCGGACAAGUAUGUCCUUGGCGUGUCCCUCGGCAUUCGUGACAAGGGACGCGCCAAAGAGGCCAGAAAGAAAGCCAUGUGAGUGGCAUGCGCGGUGAAAGAAAGGCUCAUACGCUCUCAAAGAUCGGCCCAGAUGAAAUUCUGUGUGUUAAAUUCUACAUGCCAACUGUAAUAAGAUGAAUGAUUGCGCAGCUAUUUCGGUUGCCAGUCAUCUUAUAUUGAUGCUCUGACAGUGUGUAUUGUGCUUGCACUUACCGCGUGUUUCUUGGAUUUGGAUGGCAUAUAUACCAUCUUGUUCCUUCUAGCUAAUAAAAGGUCGUGCUCCUUCCGAUC
This is a messenger RNA of Triticum aestivum (bread wheat), 1247 nucleotides long. Its product is annotated as very-long-chain 3-oxoacyl-CoA reductase 1. The transcript is spliced from 3 exons. Gene Ontology annotation, molecular function: ketoreductase activity. Gene Ontology annotation, cellular component: endoplasmic reticulum. The coding region runs from base 40 to 996 and encodes 318 amino acids. The record is from RefSeq and is a predicted model, not a curated record. NCBI's taxonomy places the organism in Eukaryota, Viridiplantae, Streptophyta, Magnoliopsida, Poales, Poaceae.